ACGAGUGCUCCAAAUAUAAAAAUAGAAAUAGUCCACACGUUGAGCCGGCAUCUCUCAUACGUGAUUUAACCUAAAAGCUACAUUAGAUCAUGAAAAUUGGCGUUUAGCUUUACUUAUAACAACACAAUAUUUGCAACAUUAAUAAAAAAAACCAAAAAGAGUGAAAAUUUCGCAGCAAUGACGGCAGAGAUAGAAGGAUUCUUCAAGAAGUUUCAUGAAAAUAUAAACAGCUCUAUAGACGAUGUGACGAGAAAUAAUUUCGCUAAUUUGGAAACUAAUUCAAAGCGUGUAUCGUAUUUUUGCAGCCUUCCCUGUGUAAAGGAUUAUGAUCUUUCAAAAGACGUGGUCGAAUACGAAGCCGGUGGCAGUUUCCCUGUCAAAAAAGACUUGGAAAAGGCAAGACAAUUUAAGGAUGAAGGAAAUAAAGCCGUCCAAAAAGGUGAUUGGGCUAAAGCAUUGCAACUGUACAGCCAAAGUUUGAUUCAUAUGCCACAAAAAGAAACUGAAGAUCUGUCGAUUGUUUAUGCCAACCGUUCAGCAGCUUUAAAUCAUUUGGAACAAUACGAAGAUGCUCUUUGCGAUAUAAAAAGGAGUCUCACAUUGGGCUAUCCUCGACAUCUGAGAUACAAAAUUUAUGAAAGAAAAGCCAGAUGUCUACUUGUUUUAAAAAGGAAUCAAGAAGCAAUUAUAGCUUUUCAAGAUACAUUAAGUGCCUUAGAUGAAGCUAGUAAUCUUGAAAAAGAAAAAAGACUGAAAAUGAGAACUGACGCUAAACUUAUGCUGGAAAUCCUGAACAAAGGAUUGGUCUUGGCUGGAAAUCCAAAGGAUCCUGAACCUCUAAAGAGAGUUCCACCCAAACCCAAGCUACCAGGAAAAAAUAAUCAACAAUAUCCUGCUGCUUCAGAAGCAGUUCAAAUUGAAUACAGUGAAACUAAAGGAAGGUUCGCCACUGCUACAAAAGAUAUAGUACCUGGCGAAACUUUACUAAUAGAGAAACCGCAUAGUGGCGUAUUAUUGGGUGAAUACUCGAAGACUCACUGUCAAAAUUGUUUUGUAAAGUGCGUAAUUCCUUUGCCAUGUCCAAAAUGCCCGAACGUAAUAUUUUGCAGUGACAAAUGUUUAGACGUUGCACAAAAAUCCUAUCAUGGAUACGAAUGUCAUAUUCUUCCACUCAUUUGGAAGUCAGGCUGCUCGAUAACCUGCCACAUUGCUCUAAGGAUGAUAACACAAAACAAUAAAGAAUAUUUCAAGAACAUCAUCAAGGAUAUAGAGAAUAAACCAACAGGAACAUACAAAACUAGUGAUUACAGGAACAUAUACCAUUUAGUUUCGCACGAGGAUAAAAGGACCAAGCAGGAUUUCUUGCAUAGAACACAAAUGACGCAGUUCCUGUUAAAGCUUCUAGAAAUAAGUGGUUAUUUUGACGGCAAACCCAAACAAAAGCCCGUGGAAAUUGAUGAGUUAAAAACAAUGGCAAUCGCUGAAUGUUAUACAGAAGAUGUUGCCUUAUAUGGUGGAUUAAUCCUGAAGAAUCUUCAAAUACUCCAAUUCAAUGCCCAUGAAGUAUUCGAAUUGCACUGCCCUAAACCAAAAGUUGGAAAAAAUAUUAUCAAGCACGACGGAAAAUCAGUGUUUUUGGCAGGCGCUGUUUUCCCUACACUUGCAUUGUUCAACCAUUGCUGCGAUCCUAGUGUCGUUAGAUAUUUCUGUGGUCCCUACAUUGUCGUUCGCGCCGUAAAGAAUAUAAAGAAAGGCGAGGAAAUAUCUGAAAACUACGGCCCAAUAUUUACCACUGUCCCCAAAGAGAAGCGGAAGGCCCAGCUAAAGGAUCAGUACUGGUUCGACUGUACUUGUGUACCUUGUGAACAGAAUUGGCCAACGUAUGAGCAGAUGACCGAAAAUUAUAUGCGAUUUAAAUGCGAUUCCGACCGACCAUGCCCCAACGUUAUUCCGGUGCCUUACGAUUGCAAAGAGUUCAUGGUCCAGUGUGGACUGUGUCAGCAGUACACCAACAUUUUGAAGGGGCUGAAGUCGUUACAAGACACAGAAAUGAUGUACAAGCUUGGUUGUGUAGCCAUGGAGGAGGGAAAGUAUGGUGAAGCCAUGAAGAAGUUUAUAGAAAUGCUGAAACUUUACGACGCUACCUUGGCACCUCCGUACCGAUCAUUCUAUGACUGUGUACAAGACUUGAGGAGCUGUAUGCUAGCUAUGGGCAACUAUAGUAUUGUUUAGAUUGUUUUUUAUUUUUAAUUUUUUUAUUAGCCCGAGUGGGUUUAGAUUUAUAAAAAUUCUUGUGCAAAUGUUUAACUUUUGUGUAGUAGGAGUUGUUUGACUAAUAAAGUUGAUGUUGGAA
Molecule: messenger RNA, 2353 nt
Organism: Maniola jurtina (meadow brown)
Lineage: Eukaryota; Metazoa; Arthropoda; Insecta; Lepidoptera; Nymphalidae
Gene: Smyd4-3
Product: SET and MYND domain-containing protein 4
Exons: 7
Coding region: 178-2232 (684 amino acids)
Molecular function (GO): protein binding
Source: RefSeq, a predicted model, not a curated record